Peronospora matthiolae is the source of this 384-nucleotide messenger RNA. The record is from the annotation of a GenBank genome assembly. Lineage: Eukaryota; Oomycota; Peronosporomycetes; Peronosporales; Peronosporaceae.
AUGGAUGCCGAUGUCGAUGCGAUCGAUAUCGAUGAUGAUGAUGACGACGAUGCUGGUAUAUUCAGCAUCGCCAAUGAAUGCCAAAGUGACGACGAUGACACCCUAACUGGUGAAGACAGCUUUCGUCCAGCAGUGCACACGAAGCGCACUCCUGUUGACAAGGAUGAAUCAGCAGAGGAGUUUCUGCUGACUCGCGAAGCGGUUGUCCGCUUUAAUCACAACUCUAUUGCAGAUGCACUAGACAGGCAGAAAAGAGACGCAGACAAACUUAGGACAGCAAACAUUCUUUCAUUUGAUGAAGGAGACCUAGUUUUACCGUCUACAGUAAACCUACCGAAACACGCAGUGACAAACUUGGGCAGCAGUAAAUUGCUGCCCAAGUAA